AUGAAAGAAGAGUUUGAGAUGACAGAUCUAGGAGUGCUGCACUAUUUCUUAGGAAUAGAAGUCAAUUAUAAAGAAGGAAAUAUCAUACUAUCUCAACAAAAGUAUGCAAGAAAUCUGCUAGAUAAAUUUAACAUGAGAGACUGUAAUUCUAUCUCAACACCAAUGGAAUAUGGACUUCGGUUAACCAAAGAAGAUCCAGAAGAAAGCGUCGAUCAAAACAUGUAUAGAAGUCUGGUUGGAUGUCUGAUGUAUCUAACAAACACUCGGCCAGAUAUUCUGUUCGUUGUUAGCAGAAUAAGUCGCUUUAUGGAAAGGCCUAAAAAGAGCCACUGGGAAUCAGGGAAAAGGAUUCUUAGAUAUGUGAAAGGGACACUGAAUCAUGGAAUAAUAUAUUCAAAAGGAAGCAGAGGGAAACUUACAGGUUAUAGUGAUAGUGAUUAUGCAGGUGACAUCAAUGAUAGCAAGAGCACAUCAGGAUAUGUUUUUCAUCUGGGAUCUGGUGCAAUAGCAUGGCAAUCGAAGAAGCAGAAGGUAGUAUCAUUAUCAUCAACGGAGGCAGAGUACAUAGCUUUAUUGAUGGCAGGAUGUCAAGCCUUAUGGCUAAAGGGGAUUCUCAAUGAUCUUUGA
This is a messenger RNA of Helianthus annuus (common sunflower), 627 nucleotides long. Its product is annotated as secreted RxLR effector protein 161-like. The transcript has a single exon. The record is from RefSeq and is a predicted model, not a curated record. Lineage: Eukaryota; Viridiplantae; Streptophyta; Magnoliopsida; Asterales; Asteraceae. Bases 1 to 627 code for a protein of 208 amino acids.